Messenger RNA from Erythranthe guttata (spotted monkey flower), 701 nucleotides. RefSeq names its product 40S ribosomal protein. Lineage: Eukaryota; Viridiplantae; Streptophyta; Magnoliopsida; Lamiales; Phrymaceae. The record is from RefSeq and is a predicted model, not a curated record.
CACUCUUUGGAAAUUGGAAUCAAAAUCGGAAAUUUGUCAAAUUUUCAGAAAAUCCGUUCUUCUUCAACAAAAACCCCCACCGCAAAACCCAUUUCCCCGGCCAUCUGAACUGCAACUCCGGUGACAUUCGCUUCGCCGGAAUCGAUUAAGAAUCGACAUUUUUCCACGACAAAAAAAGGUUUUGAUAAGAAGGCAAAGUAUUUGAAGGAGAAAAAAAGACCAUGUCUUUGAGGCAAAUGCUUGGAUUCUCCGAUGGAGAGUUGAUGCGGUCAGAUGCAAAACCGUGUACGAGAUUGAUGAGGCAAACUGCUGGCAUUUUUUCAGUGGGAGGUGGAUUAGGGUUUUGGGUUCUCUGCCGCUUGCAUUAUGGUACUAGAAUCACAGUUCCUCGAAGUCUAAGGUGGGCUGCUUGUGGGGCCGUCUCUACGAGCGCAACCACAGCGUUGUUGGUUCGUUUAUUCAGUCCCGAAUGUGAACCCCAAAACAUAGCUGCGUAUGAUCACAAGAAGUAAUUAAUUCUUGGUUAGCAUCCACAUCUUUUGGCAUGCCCUAUGAAAACUCGAGCUUUUGUUUUUGAUUGAUUUUCGAAACUAUGGAAUUAGAGAAUUCAUGAAAUCAAAUGUAAUUUGUUAAUCUGGGUUUAUAAACACAAUAAUGUCAUGUAUGGGAUUACCAGUUAAUAAUCACCGGGUGUUGCAUCA